Messenger RNA from Phytophthora nicotianae INRA-310, 1807 nucleotides. RefSeq lists its product as hypothetical. Gene Ontology annotation, cellular component: chromosome; cytoplasm. Lineage: Eukaryota; Oomycota; Peronosporomycetes; Peronosporales; Peronosporaceae. Gene Ontology annotation, biological process: double-strand break repair via homologous recombination. The transcript has 2 exons. Gene Ontology annotation, molecular function: four-way junction helicase activity; 3'-5' DNA helicase activity. The record is from RefSeq and is a predicted model, not a curated record. Bases 673 to 1746 code for a protein of 357 amino acids.
UGCAUUCUAUGGCUUCAUGGCGGAUGCUAAAGUGCAGCGCCAACAAGCUCGUCUCGCCAAAAUCCGCGCAGCUUUACAGCGGCUUGGUUUCUCGACACUACGAGGUCUUCAGGGCGCUGCUCUGCGGCGUGUUCUGUCUGGGAAGGACACGUUGGUGCUGAUGCCCACUGGUGGAGGCAAGUCGCUUUGCUAUCAGCUGCCGGCGCUACUGCUACCCGGCCUCGUUGUAGUGGUGAGUCCGUUGUUGGCUCUGAUGCAGGACCAAGUAGCUUCUCUGCGCAAAAAGCAUAUUGGAGUGGAAAUGUUUUCGUCCUUGGUGGCUCAGUCACAACGAGAACGAAUUGUAGCUCGACUGCUGAAACAGUUCGAAACUGCAACUCAGAACGUUGAGGAUGAGCGAGUCGAGAUGCUUUACACGACGCCCGAGACGCUACAGGGCGAGCAGAUGCAGCUUCUACUGCAGCAAUUGCAGAAACGAGGGGGUCUCGCAUUAUUCGCCAUCGACGAGGCUCACUGCAUCAGCUCCUGGGGUCACGAUUUCCGACCGGCAUAUCAGAAUUUGGGAAAGCUGAGAAAGUUGUUCCCUAAAAUACCGGUGAUUGCUCUUACCGCUACUGCUACCGAACGUAUUUCAACCGCGCAAACAUCUCGUAUACGGUGUACGACAAGGAGAUGUUGGCGGACCCGGUGGGUGCAUUAUGUCGCUAUAUCAAGAAAGAUCAUACCAAUUCGUGUGGUGUUGUGUAUGUCCACAAGCGCAGCGAUACAGAUGAUUUGGUACUCUCGAUGCGAAAGCGAGACCCACUGUUGAAGGUUGCCGCAUUCCACGCUAAAAUCCCCCAGCAAGAACGAGAAGCUACGUUGCAAAAGUGGUUAAGUGGGGAGAUACAAAUUGUAUGUGCGACGAUUGCUUUUGGAAUGGGUAUCGACCACCCAAAUGUUCGCUUCGUUGUGCACUGGAAUAUUCCGAAAUCAUUAGAGAACUUUUAUCAAGAAUCAGGACGAGCUGGUCGAGAUGGAGAACCAAGUCAGAGUGUGCUGCUCUACUCCGCCCGUGAUUACGCUUUAUUUCGCUUUCUACUGGAGAAAGAAGCCUUGAAGCAGCCCGAUAAUGCUACGCCAGCAGCAGGGCAGAAAAAGAUACGCUCGAAGAAUGUGGACAGCGUUGCGCAUGCCUUGAAGCUAUUGGAGCAUGUCAAGGUGUUUGCUACUAAGAAAGAGUGCCGGCGUCAAGCUUUAUUGCGGUACUUUGGGCAGAAGAUGGCAGUGACGGAUUGCAAGGGAGCAUGCGAUGUAUGCAACCCAAAACUCAACUUGUUUCGCUUUGAGGAGAAGCCUGUGAUUGACAAGCGCACGGAAGGAUUUUACCAACAGUCAAUAAAAACAAUCAAGGCUCGUGGGUCGUUCACUGAGAAGAAAAUGCGGACAGGAGACACGCGGCGUGAUAAUUUGAUAAACGGACUGAGAGGAUCCUACGUACCUGAACAGACCAAGUCCGUGGUCGUUCGAGGUGGAAGCAAACGCGCUCUUGGAGCUGCCGGAUUUGUCGCUGUCAAUGGAAACGUGAGCUCCAGUGAAGAAGAAUCCGACGAAGAUGAAGCGUCAGCUAUCGCUCAGGCAGUGCGUUCCAGGCAGAGGAAGCAGAAUUUAGACGACACUUUGGACGCCUUGGAGCGAGCAGAACAAGCCUCAGCGGACAAUAGUGGAGAUCGAAAGCGACGGAAGGUUUCAAGAGCGUGGGAAUAGUAAUAAGUGUCCACCGUUGGCGAUGCAGCACUCGAUUAAUGCAUCAACAUUUUUUUCAACA